This is a messenger RNA of Triplophysa dalaica, 3904 nucleotides long. Its product is annotated as NLR family CARD domain-containing protein 3-like. The transcript has 8 exons. The record is from RefSeq and is a predicted model, not a curated record. NCBI's taxonomy places the organism in Eukaryota, Metazoa, Chordata, Actinopteri, Cypriniformes, Nemacheilidae. Bases 371 to 3481 code for a protein of 1036 amino acids. Gene Ontology annotation, molecular function: protein binding.
UCAGCAGCAUCACAGCCUACUCAGUUAAGCGUUUGAGUAAGAUUGUUCCUCAUCACUAGCCCGUUUCAGUUCAAAACAAAAUUUGAUAUAAAGCGCGAUUUUAUAAAAUACAUCUUGAAAUUGUGACAAAAAAUGACUGGAAACUUCAUCGGGGGGUAGACAAGUGAAACCGAAACUGAAAGCAAUUUGGGGGAUCAAGGAAGAGGCUGAAAAUCCAGCACUCAGGAUUCAAAGGUGCUUUUUGCGGUUCUCCCCGUGCCUCGGGGGUUUCCUCCGGGUACUCCGGUUUCCUCCCCUGGUCCAAAGACAUGCAUGAUCUGGCCACUUUCUCUUUUGAUAGAUGUGAAGGAAGACCAGCCGUGCUUCUAUAAUGAGUGUCAGUGAGGACAUUGAGGAGAUGGAGGACGACAUUGCAGCAACUCCAGUAUCCAGCUGUGUGUCUAUGAGAAGUAACAGAUCAGUAGUUAUGUCUUCUGAAUUCACAGAUGAAACAGUGACCUCCGACCGCAGUAUGCAGAGGGAUGUUCUGACCCAGUCCAGUUGUGGAGUUUGUGAGCAGGUUCUGACAGAUCCAGUCUCUAUCACCUGUGGACACCUUUUCUGCAGACACUGUAUCAUCUGUUUCUGGAAUCAGUGCAGAACAUCAGAAGACUUUAACUGUCCUCAGUGUAGAAAAAGAUUCAGAACACGGCCUGUUCUACAAUCACACAAAGUCAAGAAAGGAUCCAGUAUUGCUCACCUCUGGACAGAAUCAGACAUGACUGAGGAGACUGAAGAUGUGCAGCAGGAUUGUCAUAAUGAAUCUGUGGAUGAUGUUCUCCAGAGAGUCAAAGACAAACACAAAAGCAUCAUGAAGAGCAAGUAUGAGAAUUUAUUUGAAGGAAUCAAAGCACAAGAGAAUCAAACGCUCCUGAAGAGAAUUUACACACAGCUGUACAUCAUAGAGGGAGAGAGUGAAGGAGUGAAUGAAGAACAUGAGGUUUUACACAUGGAGACAAAGCCCAGAAGAACACAAGACUUACAAGACACUCCAAUCUACUGCAAUGACAUCUUUAAAGCUCAAUCACAUCAAAGAGAUAAAAUCAAGAGUGUUCUUACUAAAGGCAUCGCUGGAAUUGGAAAAACAGUCUCUGUGCACAAGUUCAUUCUGGAUUGGGCCGAGGGAACAGCCAAUCAGGACGUAGAUUUCAUGUUCCUGCUUCCGUUUCGAGAGCUGAACUUGAUUCGAGAGCAUCGCUACAGUCUUCACAAACUUCUGCUGGACUUUCAUCCUGAACUUCAAGAUGUGGACUCAAAGAUUUAUGAGGAGUGUAAAGUUGUGUUCAUCUUUGAUGGUCUGGAUGAAAGCAGAAUGACUGUGAUGUUUUCAGACACUGAGAAAGUUUCUGAUGUGACUGACACUUCAUCAGUGGCUGUGUUGAUGUCAAACCUCAUGAAAGGAGAUCUGCUUCCCUCUGCUCUCAUCUGGAUCACCUCCAGACCAGCAGCAGCCAAUCAGAUCCCCUCCAAAUACAUCACGCUUGUGACAGAAAUCCAGGGAUUCAACGACGCUCAGAAGGAGGAAUAUUUCAGGAAGAGAAUCAGCGACGAGCAUCAAGCCAGCAGAAUCAUGUCACACAUCAGAAGAGCGAGAAGCCUCCACAUCAUGUGUCACAUACCAGUCUUCUGUUGGAUCUCAUCCACUGUGCUUCAGAAGAUCCUGACACAAGAUCACAGUGAAGAAAUCCCCAAAACUCUGAGUGAAAUGUACAUCCACUUCCUGAUGAUUCAGAUGAAGAUAAAGAAUGAGAAGUAUGAUCCAGAGAGAGAUCCAGAGAUCAACAGAGAAGUGAUUGUGAAACUGGCUGAAGUGGCUUUCAAACAGCUGAUGAAGGGCAAUGUGAUGUUCUAUGAGGAGGAUCUGAGAGAGUGUGGGAUAGACAUCACUGACGCCUCGCUGUAUUCUGGCAUCUGUACUGAGAUCUUUAAGGAGGAAUCUGUAAUUCGUCAGAGGAAGAUCUACAGCUUCAUACAUCUCAGUCUUCAGGAGUUUCUAGCUGCAUUCUACGUGUUUUGCUACUACAAUAAACAAGAAACUUCACAGUUUUUGGAUGUAAUUGACACUUUACUCAAAGGUGCAGUAGAUAAAGCUCUUGAGAGUGAAACUGGUCAUCUGGAUCUUUUCUUGAGAUUUCUGUUGGGCAUCUCACUGGAGUCCAAUCAGAGACUCUUACAGGAUCUACUGACACACACACUGGACACAUCACAGACCAUCAAGAAAACCACACAGUACAUUAAAGAUCAAAUCAAGGGUAAUGAUGGUCUGUCAGCUGAAAGAUCCAUCAAUCUGUUCUUGUGUCUGUCUGAAGUGAAUGAUCAGACGCUGAACAGAGAGAUUGAAGAGUUUGUGAGAUCAGACAAACACUCAGAGAAGAAACUCUCUGCUGCUCACUGUUCAGCAAUAGUCUACAUGCUUCAGAUGUCAGAGGAGGUGAUGGAUGAGUUUGAUCUGAAGAAAUACAACACAACACAGGAGGGCAGAAGAAGACUCAUACCAGCUGUCAACAACUGCACAAGAGCUCUGCUUGUUGGCAGUAAACUUACUCACCAGUGUUGUGAAAUCAUCACUUCAGCUCUUCAAUCCUCAAAGUCUCUGAGAGAGCUGGAUCUGAGUCACAAUGAUCUUCAGGAUUCAGGAGUGAAGCUGAUCUCUGAUGCUCUCAAGAACCCAAACUGUCAACUGCAGAUACUGAGGUUAUCAGGUUGUAUGGUGACAGAUGUAGGAUGUUGUUAUUUGGCUUCAGCUCUGAGUUCAAACCCGUCACACCUGAGAGAACUCGACCUGAGCUACAAUCACCCACAACACUCAACACUUCAGCUGCUCGCUUAUCAAGAUGAUCCAAACUACACACUCAACAAACUCAAUCUAGACCAUGGAGGACAGGCCAGAAUUACACCAGGACUACGAAAAUAUACCUGUAAUCUCACACUGGAUCCAAACACAGCACACACUCUUCUCGUUUUGUCUGAGGAGAACAAGAAGGUCAUGCGUGUGGAAGAACAGCAGUCGUAUCCUCAUCAUCCAGACAGAUUUGAGUGUUUUGAGCAGGUUUUAUGUAGAGAAAGUCUGACCGGACGCUGUUACUGGGAGGCUGAAUGGAGCGGACGGGGGGCUGGAAUCUCAGUGGUUUAUAAAGGAAUCAGCAGGAAAGGUCUGAGUGAAGACUGCUGGUUUGGAUACAAUGACAAGUCCUGGAAUCUCUACUGCUCUAGUAGAAGUUACUCUGCCUGUCACAAUCUAAAGCGGACAGAUAUACCUUCAACAUCACCUCCAUCUAAUAGAGUAGGAGUGUAUCUGGACUGUCCGGCCGGCACUCUGUCCUUCUACAGCGUCUCUGACACACACACACUCACACACUUACACACAUUCAACACAACAUUCACUGAACCGCUAUAUGCUGGAUUUGUGAUUUAUCCAGACUCACCUGUGAUGUUGCUGUAGUAGUAAACUACAGAACGGCUUGGUCCCAUCAGACACCGUUAACAGAUACAGACACUAGUUCAGUGUGGAUGAUAUAGUAUUCUAUGAAUACAUUUUUAUUAAAUUGCUGAUUAUUGUAGGCAGACCGAUGAACUUUAACCAAAAAAUGACCUGAAAAUUUGCCUAAUUUUUUACAUUUUCCUGAUAAUGCGAGAGGCAUGAUAUAAUAAGUUCUGUCUGUAGGCUAUGUGAAAAAAGAGAGGAUAUGUUAGCAUGGUUUAGCAAGUUUUUGAUGUCAUACCCUAUUGUAUUUUGUAUUUCGCUAGUAGAAUUAUGUGCAUAGCUGUUUAUGUGACAAAGAAACUAAUUGGAUUGAAUUGGACUUAAACUUACAUUUAUUUCAUGCAAUGACAAAGGAAAUAAAAACUAUUCUCUAUCAAUUUU